Harpegnathos saltator (Jerdon's jumping ant) is the source of this 2881-nucleotide messenger RNA. Its product is annotated as zwei Ig domain protein zig-8. The record is from RefSeq and is a predicted model, not a curated record. Bases 1002 to 2096 code for a protein of 364 amino acids. Lineage: Eukaryota; Metazoa; Arthropoda; Insecta; Hymenoptera; Formicidae. Gene Ontology annotation, cellular component: neuron projection membrane. The transcript has 8 exons. Gene Ontology annotation, biological process: synapse organization.
GUCUCCACCACGGCAGCAUUUCGCCUACCGGUCUCUUUACGCACCUAUCUCUCCCUCUCGCUCCCUACCCCCUUAUCGCCCCCUGCCGCCCCGCUCGACCCGUUUUCGCACCCCUCCUCCUCAUUCCCUCCCGCCCCCAAUCUGUCCCUCCGCGGCCGGUGCAUGCACGACACCGGAGGUGCAUGCACCCGCUACCUGCACCCUCCUCCUCCCCCCGCGCCGCCAGCUCCGCGCGAGCGUGUGGACGAAAGUGUCGGCGAGGCGGCGCGUUAGUGUGCGUGCGGUAUGAUGAAUGAACGACAUUUUAGAGGGACGGAAGUAGCGCGCGGUCCCGCGUAGCCCUUUCACACGAUCGUACGUCACGGACCACGCCGACACACGCCGGAUCCUCGCGAGAAGAUGCGCUUCGCGCGAGAGCCGCAGUCGUCCACGUGGAAGUACGGAGCAGCUGCGCUGGAAGGAUUUAGUGACGCGCCAGUUCUCUCUCUCUGUGAUUACGCGGGGCCCCCGCCUGCCCCGCGCUCGUUCAUUCGUGACGGCUGAUAGGGGCGAGAAGGUGCGCUGCUCGUGACGACUGUUCUCUAUCGCCACGAGAUGUUCCCUUUCGCCAGCGGACGCUGCUGCUACGACGACGACGACGACGAAGAAGCAGUGCACCGAGCGAUUCCCAGCGUUACGUCGAGCGAACAGCCGCGAACGGCCGCGUGUCGAGUCGACGAGCCCGCCAGGCUGCGCGUUAACCUGGGAUUUCUUAUCAAUCGCGAGUGCCAGUCGUGUCGCGCCGGGUGCACGUGGGAGUUCUUCACGCGCAGGCAGCACGGGGAUAAUGAACCGUAGAAGCAGCGGACCGCACGUGGUCGCUUCGGCGUGCUCGAUGUCCCGUGAAUAUCUCGUGACGACUGCUGUGUGCGAGCCGCCGUUCUGAGACCCUGCGAUCUGUUCCCAGUUGCCGAAUUCCACCACGAUAGAAACUUGGUGACUUUGAGGCUAUAAGGUCAUCGAUGAAAUCUCGUCGUCAACUAUCGGAAAAUUUGUAUCAGACAGUGCGUGUUGCAUCGACUGUAACAAAUGAAAAUCUGAUGGAACCAAGUCUGGAGAAUACGCUGCAUGUGGAAGAACUUCCCAGCCCAAAUGAAGAAACGUCACUCUGGUCGAGCCGUUGCGACUUUGAAGAGGCGGCCGCUCGCGCGCGACGUGAAAUGUACCGGAAACGAUGGACCGUGAAAGCAUUGGGGAUGGAUUUGCGGUGCGGCGGUGAUGGGACCGGUCGGCGCAAACCCUUCAAAAUGAUCUGCAUCUUCUUCCUCGCCAUGCUGCUGCACGGAAACACGGCGCACAUAUCGCGGCACUACAGGGCGGACGUCUUCCAAGAGCACGCGACGCCGUGGAAGGAAAGCGAGCCAUACUUCGACACCUCGGUAUCGGCCAACGUCACUGGCUUGGUCGGUAAGACUGUGGAGCUGCUGUGCAAGGUGAAGAAUCUCGGCAACAGAACGGUCUCGUGGGUGAGGCAUCGGGACAUCCACUUGUUGACGGUCGGUCGCUAUACUUACACAAGCGACCAGCGUUUCGAGGCAACGCACAAGUUCCACGGGGAGGAAUGGAAGCUGUGCAUACGAUACCCUCAGGAAAAGGAUUCCGGUGUCUACGAGUGCCAAAUAUCCACCACCCCGCCCAUCGGUCAUCGGAUUCACCUCACAGUGGUCGAGCCCGUGACGGAGAUAGCAGGUGGCCCGGAUCUGUUCAUCAACAAGGACAGCACGAUAAAUUUGACCUGCUACGUGAGAUUCGCGCCCGAGCCGCCGUCGACGAUCAUUUGGAGUCACAACCACCAGGCGAUUAACUUCGACUCACCGAGGGGCGGCAUCAACCUGCUAACGGAAAAGGGACCUGUGACUUCGAGCCGUUUACUCAUUCAGAAGGCGAUCGAGAAAGACUCCGGCCUUUACACGUGCUCGCCCACUAACACUCAUCCUAACAGCGUGCGGGUCCACAUAGUCAACGACGAACACCCAGCGGCAAUGCAUCACGGCGACGGCGACAGAAUGGCCGCGACGUCGCUUCCGGUCGUCCUACUUCUUUGGAUGAUAUUCUAGCCGACGCUAUGCACUCCGCCCGGUUGAAUGUGCGAAACUUAACGCGCGCCGGUCGCCUAACUCCCACACGAGAACCACCGCUUCGUGAGCUUCUGUGUCUCGCGGUUUUGUCUCCGGGGAUCCGACUCGCUGCGACGCACAUUCGACACGUCCGCCCUGUAAAAGUAGCGGAAUCUCAGCGUGAGUUCGCGCCGCGAGACGCUCCUCUCUCCCUCUCGUUGUGUCGCCCCGUUUCGUUGUCACGCCGCGAUUGGGAGGCGUCCGCUGCGUCGCGGAGGAUCCAAUUGCCGCGGCGUCGUCGCUUGUGAGACGCGAACUGAGGAACUGCACUGGUCGGAAGGGGUAGACGUAUCGGUGAAUGAUUGGCCGUGCCGUUAAGUAUAUCGAAUUCCGCGCACGCGAUGAGAUUCGCAGACCGAGAUUCAACUUCUUUCAUUCGUAUCGGAAGAAUUGUGUGUGAAAUAAGAAUGAUAAUUAUCAUUCUUAUUUCAGACAAUUAUAAUUGUCUUUUGGAAUUGUUUCUUUUUUGACAGAAGGUAACGAUAUUUUUUAACCACUCGUUCGCGCCAAUUCUACCGCAAGAGACAGACGAGAGUUCUUCCGCCGAUGAGGUAAACGUCCCAAUGGUUGGACACGUCCCAGUAUCCGAUCCCUUUGGAAAAAAAUAUUUACUAUUUAUUUUAACAAUAAUGAAUGAAAGUAAUAGUUGUAAAAAAGAACUCCAAUAUUUGAUGAUUAGUUGGAAAAAGAUAUAUCCAAUUAGAUACAUUUAUGUCAAAAUAAAA